AUGGUUUCAACACCUGAGCAAUCGCCUCUGCUUCCUCAGGGAUCGCCCGGCCGUAAGCCCCGGUCGCCCCUUGUCCCAAUCCAAGAAGACCCACAAAUAAGGCCUGCUGUCGUCGCCGCGAUUGUCUCCACAUGGAUUGCAACAUUUCUCGCGGCAGCGGACAGCACCAUCACCUCAACACUAUCUGCCACCAUCGCCUAUGAAUUUGGAUCCCUGGCCCUUGUAUCAUGGCUGGGCUCAGGUUACCUAAUUGGCCUUACAGCCACACAACCUCUCAGCGGAAAACUAAGUGAUAUCUUCGGCCGGCGCGUGACCUUUUGCGUCGCGUCGGGGUUAUUCACCAUCGGCAAUCUCAUCUGUGGCUUCUCUCAUUCGAAGAUAGUACUUAUUGCCGCGCGCGUUAUUACUGGCAUCGGAGGUGGUGGAUGCAUUUCCAUCGCGAGCUUCAUCGCAUCCGAUAAUAUUCCUCUUCAUCGUCGCGGUAUCUGGCAAGGUGUUGGUGCUGUCGUCUAUACCUCUGGUAUGGGUCUAGGAGCUGUGAUCGGUGGUGCAGUAAAUGAUGCUGCGGGCUGGAGAUGGGCGUUCAUUGGUAUUGCGCCGGUAUCACUCGUUGCCGGAUUAGGCGUUGCGACAUUUGUGCCAAACAACACCGAUGGCAAAGAGAACUUUAGGGAGAUGCUCGGUCGAGUUGAUUUUCUCGGUUCUGUGACUUUGGUGUCAUCUCUGGUUCUGCUAUUGCUUGGCCUCAAUCACGAUGGAAUCCAAGAGGGCUCACCUCUAUUUGUCGUUGCCAUUCCUCUUGGUCUCAUGCUUCUAUUGACAUUCAUCAUCAUUGAAUAUCGGUGGGCAAAAGAGCCAAUAAUUCCCCUCUCACUUUUCGGUCGACGGACUGUGGUUGCAGCGUGCUUGACAGCUUGGUUCAUGUCCAUGGCGUUUUAUGCGCUCACCUUUUAUGUUCCGCUAUAUCUGCAGAUGCUGGGACAUUCAACAAGCGAGACAGGCCUUUACCUUCUCCCCGACUCUAUCGGCGCCGGACUGGGAUCUUUCAUCGUUGGCUUGGUUAUUCGGGUAACCGGAGGAUAUGGAGUGUUCAGGUACACCAUGACACUUCUUCUGGUUAUUGCAUCGGCCGGAUUCACUGUUAUUUCACGAGAAACACAUUGGAUUCUGCCAGAAGUCUACCUGUUCUGCAAAGGAUUUGGAAUGGGUGGUGGUCUGACUAUGUUAAUUCUCGCAUUACUUCAUGCUGUCCCGCACGAGAAGCAUGCGACGGCCACCUCUGCCCUAUACGCUUUUCGAUCGACAGGGUCCACAGUGGGUCUGUCUGUUGCAAGUGCGAUUUUCAACUACCGGCUCAAUCUGGCUUCUUUGGUGAAUGGUAGUGCCUGUAUUGAAGGAGACGACUGUUAUUUGGACGCGCUUCACCAAGCCUUCCGAUUUGCACUGUAUCUCGCAUGUGCUGGUUUGGUCUCGGCUCUAUUUAUUCGUUCUUCUAGUACGAAGUCUCGACAGGAAGAUGGCGAAUAA
Molecule: messenger RNA, 1527 nt
Organism: Penicillium pulvis
Lineage: Eukaryota; Fungi; Ascomycota; Eurotiomycetes; Eurotiales; Aspergillaceae
Product: Major facilitator superfamily domain general substrate transporter
Exons: 1
Coding region: 1-1527 (508 amino acids)
Biological process (GO): transmembrane transport; basic amino acid transport
Cellular component (GO): fungal-type vacuole membrane
Molecular function (GO): basic amino acid transmembrane transporter activity
Source: RefSeq, a predicted model, not a curated record